Molecule: messenger RNA, 1280 nt
Organism: Trachymyrmex cornetzi
Lineage: Eukaryota; Metazoa; Arthropoda; Insecta; Hymenoptera; Formicidae
Product: serpin B3
Exons: 4
Coding region: 78-1238 (386 amino acids)
Molecular function (GO): serine-type endopeptidase inhibitor activity
Source: RefSeq, a predicted model, not a curated record
AAUAAAUUUUUUGGCCUGUUGAUCGACUAUUUUAAUUUGUAUUGGACUGCGUCGAUAGCCUAAGGAUUAUAUCAAAGAUGUUAGCAGAUGCUCGAUUCAAAUUCGCCCUUGAUUGCCUGAAGAAGUGUAUCACGAUGGGGCCGAAAAAUAAUUUUUUUUUUAGCCCGCAUCUCUUAUAUCAUAAUCUACUCUUGGCAUAUUUCGGUGCUAUCUACGAUUUGGAAUCUACUCUUAGACAGAUUCUCCAUAUUCCUGAUAGCAUAACAAAAUACACUGUUGAAGAAUAUUAUACCAAUGGAGGAGACGAUUAUUUUUUUUACAUAGCAAAUGGAUCCGAGAACUCCUAUACAUGUCGAAUUUACUAUAAAAUUAUAAUUGAUGAAUCAAAAGGGUUGUAUGUCGACUCAUUGAAUUUACAUGCAACUGCCAAUUCUGUGAAGGAAUGCAAUUUCAGUGACCGUCCCAACCUUGUAAGGAAUUUCGUCAAUAAUAUUGUUUCAUGCACGACGCAAAGCUACAUACAAAAUUUGCUACCACCAAACAGUAUCGAUGAAAAUACUGAAAUAAUCAUGUUCAAUACGAUCUACUUUAAGGGUCGAUUUGACAAAAAUUGUGAUACUGCAGUUGAUACCCAAAAUGAGAAGAAUACACUUAUAGCCAAACAUAUUAUCUACAAAUCUGAGCAGCUAGACCUAUUUAUUACAGAAGUGCCUUGCAAAGAAAAGAAGAUGUCAACGUUUUUCUUGUAUCCGUCACAGAAGGAGUUGGACGAAAAUAAUUCGAUAGAGGUUCAAAAACUGAACAAAUUGCUGGAACAACUAACGACCGAAGAAGGAUCUCGAGAACUUCGUAAAUUGCUGGAUGAUGGGAUACAAGAAUUGGAGGGCAUGGUGUUUCCAAUUACAAUCAAGGAUGUCAAGAUCGAGCAUGACCUGCCAAUAUAUAAAUUAUUAGAGAUGCUGGGCAUUCCAGAUUUUACGCCCAUCUCAGGUACGGCCAAACUAUAUGAUUAUGGUUUUGACAGCGUGCAACUUGGCGACAUCGUGCAUCGUGUCAGUGUUAACCUGACGAGUAAUGAUAUCAUGGCGACCGCGAGUAACGUAAUGUUCACUUACAAUGCUUGUAAACACGCGCGAAAAAUCCCCGAGACUGUAAAUAUUAUAUUCCCGUGUAUCUGCCUGGUUUAUGAUAGAACACGUCAUAACAUCCUUUUCUGUGGCAUGUUACGGGAAAGCUAACAGAAAGUAAAAUUGCAGAUAUUUCUGUAUUUAUGAAGAAGA